GAGGUAUCUGCAUCUCUGCUGAGGCUGCAGUUUCCAGCAUGUAUGUGAGAGGCAGUUUGCAGUGUGUGAGAGGUACAAAGAAUACAGGAUUACUGAAGUGGAGACACACGACACACACGUGAUCUCUGGGUUAUGGGGAGACCUCUUUCUUUUAAUUUAAAGCGAAAGAGCAGUGAGCCAGCGCUUCCCAACUACCAUACCCGCUAACAACAAAACCUCCCUCAGCCAAACCCUAUCGUCAGCCUGCAGAGGAGCUGCCUCUCUGAUAUCUAUCAUGGAACUCACUAUAACACUUUUGAAUGGGGACUCACAUCCCCUGACGGUUCAGCCACACACCACUCUGGGGUCGCUCAAGAGUCUGAUCAACCAACACUUUGGAGUGGCCAUGGAAAGGCAGAGGCUGUCAGGUGUCAAUGGGAACAACAUCAGUCUCAGCGAUGAUUCAAAAACUUUGAGUGACUAUGGCCUGCAUUCYGGAUCUAAAGUGAUGGUGCUGAUUACAGACCCCACUCAUAUCCAGGUGUUCCUGAAAAAUGAAAAGGGCCAGACGCACACAUAUGAGGUGGUGUCAGGUGAGACUGUAACCCAGUUCAAAGCCAAGGUCCAAAACAAGGAGGGAGUCCUAGCCAACCAACAGAGGCUGAUUCAUGAGGGCAAGCAGCUCGAUGAUGGCAAGAAACUGGAAGACUAUGGUGUCAGAAAUCUAAGCACUAUUCACCUGACGCUCCGUCUAAGGGGAGGCUGAAGACACCCAGUAUCGACCUGAAACCACCAUUUMUUUUAAUAAGCAUUCCAUGUCUAUAGAGAAAAAUCUAGUCCAGAAAUGAUCAUUGUUAUAUAACAUUUUUAUUCAAUUGUGAACUUUAAAUUAAGCAUUGCUGAU
Salvelinus sp. IW2-2015 is the source of this 883-nucleotide messenger RNA. Its product is annotated as polyubiquitin-like. The record is from RefSeq and is a predicted model, not a curated record. Gene Ontology annotation, biological process: modification-dependent protein catabolic process; protein ubiquitination. NCBI's taxonomy places the organism in Eukaryota, Metazoa, Chordata, Actinopteri, Salmoniformes, Salmonidae. Gene Ontology annotation, molecular function: ubiquitin protein ligase binding; structural constituent of ribosome; protein tag activity. Gene Ontology annotation, cellular component: cytosolic small ribosomal subunit; cytoplasm; nucleus.